GUAUACAAAUGCAAGAUAAGGCCCCAAUUCCGCUCAUUACGACGACUCGUACAGGUCGUGUUACACAUCGCCACGACUCGCACAGAAUCUCCGUCAUCUCCGGAACUGAAUAUUUCCAUAACGUGUGUUGUAUCUCCUGACUCCCAGAUGACUCGGUUGCUGCUGCUUCUGGCUCUGCCAGCGCUCUCUCUUGCCUAUUACGCUGACCAUGACUCCUGGCUGGUACAGGUUAAGGAUGAAAUAGGUCCGGGAUGCGUGAAGGGUAAACCUGAAUAUCCUGGCAUCCCCACUGAUAUUGGUGUGUGCCCAGCCAUCGACCUUCCGGAUCCUACAAUCUUCACCAACUGGCACGACUGUACCUCGUAUAUCUUGUGUGUAGAUGGUGAGCCCACUCUUGUGUGCUGUCCUGCUGAUGAGUACUGGGACAUUGCCAUGCAAAUCUGCGACGAUCUUCCCCAUGUCUAUUGUCCUCCCCGACCGAUUCUUCCUGAGAAAUCAACCACCACGACCACCACGACAACGACCACAACGACAACGACCACAACGACAACGACCACCAUGACGCCACCGCCACCUGAUUACAUUCCAGAGAAGUGCUCAUCAAUCCCUCUCAUCCCUCACGUAAAUCUACCCAUGGAAGAAAGCUGCUACUCCUACUACGAGUGCGACUAUGGGGAUGCUAUCAUCACGGAGUGUCCCAUGGAUGGCGACGAACAUAUGGUCUUCAACCCAGUCACUCAGGACUGUGACUACCCCUGGCACUACCCUUGUGAAGAUCACAUAAAUCAUUAAAUGCUAUUAUAAGUUUCCAUCUCUCUUCUCGUCUAUUCUUUCUCUCUUCUGCUCUUGUCUGCAGAUAGUCUAUUUUUUAUCUUUCGUUCUUCUUGGCUCCAUUCAUCUUUCUCACUCAGGAUUUCCCCUUCAUAGCAUGAUCUCUUGGGUUCUAGGAGCCAUGUAGACACUAAGAGUAGCACUGUUGUAUAGUCAGAAGUCACUGUUACCUUUAAAUAUAACUGCAUUCUUGGUAAGCCAACUAAGCCAAGUAGAAAAAUCCAUUUCCACGCACUCCAUGAAAUCCGAAAAAUUUCACUUAUUCAAGAUGAGUAAUCUUGAAUUUUGAGUGACGUGGAUCCCAAAGAAAUCCUCAGUAACCCAUAGAAGGAACCUGGGACAUAAGCCAUGUUAUCAAGAGUCCGAAGCAGGUCAGCUGGGAGCCUAUACGGGUGAUCUGGGAUAUUACACGAGACAACCUGUGUCCUGGACGAGCUACAUGGUAUCCUAAAUAAGUUGAACCCAGUUUCCUUGAAGCCAGUUGACCCUGCAUCCUUGUCAAGUUAUCAGGGGCUGGAGUCACCGCCAUCGAGCCGGGACUGUGGACUCUUGGUACCCACUGAAGUCUCCUCAUGUGGGAGAGAUUUUAGUCUCCACUGAAAAUAACUGAUGGAAACAGAGAAGUGUUAUUUAUAUCCAAAUAACAAGAGUUAUGUAAACCUUGAGCUGGAAAAUAUUUACCGAGUACUAAUUUGUACAUGUUUUACUUAAGUAAAUGUUAUUGUUCUAAAUAGUUGUAAUUUUUUAAAUUGCCUUAAUAUCUGCAUUAUAAUAAUCUCCAGUUCUGCUAAACUUUCCUUUUCAUUGCUUUUACUACAAUACAUUAAUAAGUGUG
Procambarus clarkii (red swamp crayfish) is the source of this 1666-nucleotide messenger RNA. RefSeq lists its product as uncharacterized. The record is from RefSeq and is a predicted model, not a curated record. Lineage: Eukaryota; Metazoa; Arthropoda; Malacostraca; Decapoda; Cambaridae. Gene Ontology annotation, molecular function: chitin binding. Gene Ontology annotation, cellular component: extracellular region.